This is a messenger RNA of Pungitius pungitius (ninespine stickleback), 2283 nucleotides long. RefSeq names its product cysteine and histidine-rich domain (CHORD) containing 1b (gene chordc1b). Bases 139 to 1167 code for a protein of 342 amino acids. The transcript is spliced from 11 exons. NCBI's taxonomy places the organism in Eukaryota, Metazoa, Chordata, Actinopteri, Perciformes, Gasterosteidae. The record is from RefSeq and is a predicted model, not a curated record.
GCGCCGAUCUUUGCCGAGUGUAGCCGACAACUUCCGGAAGUGUUCGUGCAGCAGACUGCAGCUACCACACUCAAACGCGAGCUUUUAAGGGUUUACUCACACUCCUGGCUACCAGUAAAACUUGUUCUAUCCGUCACCAUGUCCGUUUUGUGUUAUAAUACCGGAUGUGGGCAGCGAUUUGAUCCCGAAAACAACCCAGACGAUGGCUGCACCUAUCAUCCCGGAGUCCCAGUGUUCCACGACGCAUUGAAGGGAUGGUCUUGCUGCAAGAGAAGAACUACCGACUUUUCGGACUUCCUCAGCAUUGUUGGCUGCACAAAGGGGCCCCACAACAAGGAGAAGCCCCCCGAGCCGGUGAAACCAGAUGUGACAUCGUCAGGAGAAAAGAAAGACGCAGAUGACCAAAAACCAAAGUUUAACGAGUACAUCAUCUCGGCACCGAAGCCUCAGGAGGCGAUCUGCAGGCCAAGUGCUGAUGAGCCGAUGGUGAGAUUGCAGCAUAAAGUCUCUACUUCUCUGAAGCAAGCUCUGGAGAGACUGAAGCUUUCUGAGAAUAUGGCAAAGGAGAAAGAGGAAGACAAUGACGAGAUCAAGAUUGGAACAUCUUGUAAAAACGGAGGAUGUACUAAAAGCUUCGAUGGACCUGCGUCCGAUUCGGACGUGUGCCUAUACCACUCUGGAUUUCCUAUCUUUCAUGAAGGGAUGAAAUACUGGAGCUGCUGCAAGAGGAAAACAUCAGACUUUAACACCUUCCUCUCUCAAGAGGGCUGCGCCAAGGGAACACAUCUAUGGAGGAAAAAGGACGCGGGUAAGAAAGUGGUUCCGUGUCGGUCUGACUGGCAUCAGACGGGCUCGCAGGUCAUCAUCUCCAUCUACGCAAAGAACGCCGUCCCGGAGCUAUGCUACGUGGAGGCCAACAGCACCACGCUCGACAUCCAUAUCAUAUUUGAGGGAGACAAGGAAUUUGUGCAAAAAAUCAGCUUGUGGGGAGUGAUAGACGUGAGUAAAAGCGUCCUGAACAUGAUGGCCGCCAAGAUUGAGAUAGCCACAAAGAAGUCCGAGCCCAUGUCAUGGGCUCGCCUGGACCUUCCUCCCCUCCCCCCGCCCAAGGAGGAGGAGGAGAAGAAGGAAAAAGAGGAGUCUGAAAGCGAGGAUGAAGAUGAAUGAUGAGGAAUUACAAUACAAAACUAGUGUGUAUACUUUCCUGAAUGAAAGGCCAUAUAGUCCAAUCCAUACCUUCUUUUGCUCUCUUCGAACUUCCGCCUCUACGCUUAAACAUUACAGUGUUUCCCUUUUUAUUCUUAGUUAUCAACGUUCCUGGUUUUGACCGAGGUUUUGGUUUUAUUUGUCAUUUUGAAUGAUCAAAAAUCACCCAAGUAAUAAUAUACUGAAUGAUAGUAACUGAUGUUUAGCUUGGUAAUUGCAAUCAAAAUAGAUUAAGAUUGGACACAUAAAGCCUUUUUUUUUUACAUGUAGCGUUUCAUCGUAAUGGACCCACAAUGUUUGGGAAAAGAUUCAUUCCAUCCUGUAGUUUCAUAAAGUGUUGCACUGAUUGUCCACUUCUUUUACAUCAGACUAAAUGUUGCAAUUUUUACACAUACAUUUCCAUCUGUGUGACAAUGAAGGUGCUCUGUAUUUAGAGUAAGACAUUUUUAACACAUCUUAAGAUUUCCACAACUGUAUUAUGUGGAUUUAUUCUGAAUAAAUUGUUUCAAGAAAUACAACUUUUCUUUGGCACUCAAUACAAAUGAAGAUGUUCAACCACCCUUUUCUUUUUGCAAUUUAAAUAACAAAACUUAAACUCUAAAUCUUUUUGUUUUGUUACAUCAUAUUGUGUAUUUUGUUUUGCCUCGAAGCAAUCACUGCUGUAUUUAUGUCCUCAUUUCUUGUCAAAGCAAUCUAAAGACCAUUUUCUAAAGAGAAUGUACUGUAAUAUCUGAGAAUGCCAAUUGAAUACAAUGUAUUUUAAAGCAAAGUAGGGCUACUGUAUUAUACAAGUUGUGCUUGAUCAGUGGUUCUCGAGGUUGGUGUUGGCCAAUUUGCUCCAAACACUCACCAUUGAGCCACUUGUGAAUGCACACAAACUUAAAAAGUUCUAUUCAAAAAGCAAAUGAUAUCACUGGGAUGUAAUUAAAAUCGCCCUGUUUGAGAACUACUUUAUAGGCUGCAUGCUUCAAAGGCCAUGAAUGUAUGAAUUGCAUUUGGAUAAAUUGCAUGACUCCCAGGUAAAAUUAGGGAACCAAUUUAUCUUCCAAACAAAUAAACUUUUGUGUUGAACUUUCC